Mesitornis unicolor (brown roatelo) is the source of this 275-nucleotide messenger RNA. RefSeq names its product nudix (nucleoside diphosphate linked moiety X)-type motif 5 (gene NUDT5). Lineage: Eukaryota; Metazoa; Chordata; Aves; Mesitornithiformes; Mesitornithidae. The annotation marks the transcript as partial. The transcript is spliced from 4 exons. The record is from RefSeq and is a predicted model, not a curated record.
CUCUCUGCUUGGACCCAGGUUUGUCAAACAGCACAACGCACAUUGUGAGUGUCACCAUUAACGGAGAUGAGGCUGAGAAUACAAGACCUAAGCAAAAACUUGAUGAUGGAGAAUUUGUGGAAGUUAUUUCACUUCCGAAGAACGACUUACUGCAAAGAAUUGAUGAACUCAUAGAAGAAGAGCAUAUUGCAGUGGAUGCCAGGGUUUAUACUUACGCAUUAGCCCUGAAGCGUGCAGCAGAAAAACCGCUCCAAGUCCCUUUUAUGAAGUUCUAA